UAUUUGUGAAGGAUAUGAAGGAUAUAAAUAUGACAAAAUACCAGUGGUCCCUUUAUCACAUUUGUAUGUCUCCUGUUAUGUAAUUUUAUGAUCAUAAUGGCCAUUGUUUUUGCUGCAAACAUGAGCACUGGUAAAGGAUCUGACAGAUGUAAUGUGUGUUGACAAAAUAUAUAAUUUUUUAAUUCUUUAAAUCAUCAAAGAGUUUAUAUAUUCUCAACUGAAGAUUCUUAACCAAAGAACUAACCUUUUGUGUAUGAGAAAAGAAAGAUCAUCAAAGUCUGUAUGAAAAAAAAGAUAUAACAAGCAUCAACUAUAAGACAAAUAUACAGAAUGUUUGCUAUGCAAUGUAGUAAGUGAUGUUAAUCAGUUGAGUCAUGCCUCUGUUAUCAACCAUUGUCCUUUUUUGGUUACGUAAAACGAGUAUACACUCAAAUUGCUCAAGAAAGAAAUACCUAUAUAAACAAUAUAAUUCAGAGUAAUAAAAACAUUAAAUUGACACUAUAUCGUUUCCUUGUUUGCCUACACACAGUAGGUGUUUUUUUGUUCUGCUGCUGUAUAAUAGGAGAAAUUGUCGUCAUAAUCAUCCGGCAGCUUUGACAUACGUUUAAUGAUUGUUUGCGCUGUUGCAUCUUCACUAAAUUCAUUCAGCUGAUCCAACAUGCAGGGAUAACUUGACAUUAUCUUCAGAACUGGAAAGAUGCAAAUCAUGGCAUACAUUGUAGAAAAGGAUCUUAACAGACUGAUAGUAAGAUAACACAACAGCCUACAUGUGCAUUAACUAAUUCUGGAAUCCCCUGAAUGGUAGUUUGUUUAGCAAGUUUAUUGAUUAACAAUGAUGUGUAGAAUAUUGUGGGGGAAAUGUGUCAAAUGCAUUUCCUGUUCAGAUGCCAAUUAUUACAACUCCUAUAUGACUGUCUAUAUACAUAACAGUGAAUUUCUAAUUUCUGCAAAGAUAUAGUGUUGGGAGGCAAAGGAUUUAUUUUCUUAGUCAAGAAAGAUUAUGCAUUAAUCCAGACAUAUUGGUUGUUGAAUCUACUAAUGCCUUUAUUUUAGGAACAUGAGUGAAUCAGCACAAACCCUGUCAGGUUAAACACAAAGCCACAGCCUGGUUCUCUCCGCCUGAUAUUUUCAUUGUCUCUCACGUGCGCGCACACACACACACACACACACACACGCACGCACACGCUGAUAUUCAUCUAUUAAACAUGGUCACAACGCCACAGCGUCCAUUUAGUUUUCAAUAGAUCCGAAUGCACGAUCAUUCUGAACCGGGGCAACAAUACAACAAUAAAACACGUAUGAUAAUGCUCUCUGCUUUCUCCCUGCUAUACCGCACGGUCUAUGCGGCUGUUAUUAAUACGCACACACACACACACACACACACACACACACACACACAGAGUGGAUGUUGAACCAGUGUUGGGGCUGAGUGACAGCAGGUCCGGCAUUAUGUAAAUUAGCGGGGUAGUGCGGCGGCAGCGGCGGCCAGAUUAGGACCGUGCUCGGGAUCAGUGAGCCACCGCUGCCCGGGAGAGCAACUAGUGCCUCCGUCUCCCUCCGCUCGCUCUCUCUCACACACACACACACACACACACACACACACACACAUGUUUUGAUGAUACCAGAGUCGAGACUUAAUCGUAUGCAUCCACCGCAGAGCGUUUCUCCGCGGGCACGCGCAGCGCGCUCUGGCCCCGCCCCCACUCACUGAGUUAGACCAGCGCUGUCUCGGAGCGUCGCCCACUCGUGGGGAAUCAGAGACUCCUGGCCCCUGAUACACUGUGUAACACACUGAUUGAAGACCGUUUCCCCGUUUUUUAGUGCAGAGCCGCUGCGGCCGUGCUGGUGGUACAAUGUGGAGGCAGUGCGGCUCUGCUCUGUGCUUGGUUUGGGGUUUACAGAGACCGAGCUGUAAGUAGGUCGGGCUGGGCUUAAGCGGCUUAGCUACGUCAGCCUAAGCUGGGAGGAAUUCAUCCAGAGCCCUCCGCGGUAGGCGGGGGCCUAAACGAGGCUGGCCUAGUUAAGCCUGAUUCUUAUUGUGUGCAGCACAGCCUGUUUUUUGUUGUGCAAUGGAGCUGCGAGGGGAAGCAUGUAGGGAAGAGUAGUGUAUGAUUCCAUGCACAUGUUAGACAUAGCUCAUGUUUGAUUCAGAGAAGAAGAGGAGAAGAAGGCAAAUGAGACAGGUAUGGGAGUUGGACCAGUGGUAGCUUUAUUACUGUGGACCAAGAGGAGCCAGCAGUAGGGACCAAAAAAAAAAGAAGACAGGUGGGAAGCUUAAGAAGCCACAGUAGCGAGUGUGGUUACUGAGGGGUGACAUCCAUAGGCCUGACUCAGUCCGCUAUGCUAUGAGAUGGCGUCCAGCUCUGUGUUUCUGUCGAGUAUGGUGGGUAAAGCUCGCUCCUCCAACUUCACCCUGUCCGAGAAGCUGGACCUGUUGAAGCUGGUCCGACCGCACAUCCGCAUCCUGGAGCAGCACACCAACAAGCACGCGGUCAUCGUGGACAAGAACAAGUGCUGGGACACCGUGGCCGAACAGUACAACGCCCUGGGAGGGGACAGACCCCACCGCACGCCCCAGGGCCUCAGGACCCUCUACAAGAGGCUGAAGGAGUCGGCCAAGCAGGAAGUGAUGCAGCGGAGACACGCCCAACCAGAGUACAGAGCGAGCAUCUCCGAGCCAACCAGGAGAAUUAUGGAGAUGAUCCCUCACCUGUUUCACCAUGUUCCCAUCCACGAAAAGGACCAGGCACUUCGCAGAUUAAUAUACAGCAAGCACAGCUCUCCCAUCGAACCUCCUGGCAGCAGCUCCUCUCUGGCUGGACUCCAGGAUUACUCAGCAGCUGUCCCGAGUAUCCCUCAUGAGGUGGUCCAGCUGGACCCCGAAGAGGAUGUCAAACCACCGCCAGACCUCCCCAUUCUCUCCAUGCACACGGGGCCAGGGCUGGACGGAGGCCAGGAGCAGGAGGGGGAGCAAGACUCGGGCAGUGUCCACGAUUACGAAGCAUCCCUGUCUCCAACAACCUCCUCUGUUAAUAUUCCUCUCUCAACUUCGCCGCUGCCCCUAGGCCAUGACCUCUACCAAAACGACAUUUACCCCCACCACGAGGCCGACAGGUUUCGCCCUCUGCACCUGGCCAAAGAGGAGCACGAGCUGGUGUUAGCCAAUCACAGGAAGGUUGCCCUCUACCUGGAGGAGAAAAGAGAGGGACUGAAGAGGAAGCAGGAACUGGAGGAGGAACUCCUGAGAGCCAAGAUCAAAGUGGAGAAAUUAAAAGUCGCCCGGCUGAGACAUGGACUGCCUAUUCCUCUAUAACAAGCACGAACGCGCACAUUUGUUGGCAGUGUCAGAAAGGGAGAGGCCCUGAGGAGUCCCUGGUUAAUAAACACAUUAUUUUUGUGUUGACAGCCGCAACUUGAAUUUCUUGUGGAAACAUAGUGCCUCGUACAGACACUGAAAUCCUGUGCGAUGCGGCAGAUGAGGCGGACUUGUGUUGCCAUCAUUCCUUACGUAACUCACCAGGGUUAGAAGAUUAUCAUCAUUCCUGCCAUUUUUGUCUGCAGAGGUAACACAACUUGUAGAUAUUUGAGUAACUGACACUGUGAUGGGCCAAAACAGAUGAAAUAAAUGUUCAGAGUCCAGAUUUUGGAAGGGACUAUGUGUUGUAGUGAAUGACUUGUACCUUGUUGGUACGUAUCCUGCCUACGGUGGAUCUGCCACGAAUAUGUAUCUGUGAGAAUGUUAGGAUAUAGCAUUAAUGAUCUUAAUUAUCCAAGAUUGUCUGAAGAUUAUCUGGUAACAGCAUUUACUGCAAUGGUAUACCAGAGUGUGAGGCUCUGCCCUGGUCAUAUGGGGAGAUUGUUUUAUGCCCUAUUGAUUAUUUGUUCAGGAAAUGUCCACCUAAUCUGACAUCUGUAGAAAUCAGAUGCGAUAACGUAUUAGGCAUUCCUGGUGACAGGCAACCCUUGUACCUGAUUUCAGAGGCUCCAGGGUUUGAGCAGAAGUAAAACUUCCAAAGGCCUUAAUUUAAAGUGCUGAUAAUGACAGAUUCAGAAAUGAUCUGGAUUGAUGGCAAGUUCAGUGAACAAAAGAAGGGAGAUGUGGUGUUGGUUUUGUGAUGUUAAUUGUUAUUUAAAGUCUGUGCAGCAUUGAUUCUAUUGUAAUAUUGUUAUACGAGUGUUGUCAGUUUAUUUUACAGUUUGUCCACAUGUUUGCUUAUUUCUAUUAAAAAUAAUU
Molecule: messenger RNA, 4234 nt
Organism: Scophthalmus maximus (turbot)
Lineage: Eukaryota; Metazoa; Chordata; Actinopteri; Pleuronectiformes; Scophthalmidae
Gene: fsbp
Product: fibrinogen silencer-binding protein
Exons: 2
Coding region: 2351-3313 (320 amino acids)
Source: RefSeq, a predicted model, not a curated record